This is a messenger RNA of Trichobilharzia szidati, 333 nucleotides long. NCBI's taxonomy places the organism in Eukaryota, Metazoa, Platyhelminthes, Trematoda, Strigeidida, Schistosomatidae. The record is from the annotation of a GenBank genome assembly.
AUGGAUAAUUAUAUUUGUGAAUGUGCUCCAGGAUAUUAUAUUGACAAUAUCGAGAAUGGUUAUUCUGCUCCAUUGAUUGAGGCGAAAAUUCAAGCAGCUUUAGCCAGUAAUGAAGCUGAUCCACCAAGAUUUUAUUGUCGACCAUGUCCACCUGGCUGCUCAGAGUGUAAAGCGAAUAAACUUUGUAGUGCACAAUUUGAUUACAAUCUACUUCGAGCUAUUCCAUUAGCUUUUCAAAGUUUUUGUAUUACAAUUUGUCUACUAUUUGGUAUGGCAAUGUUUAAAAUUCGUAGAGCACGAGUAAGUCAAUGUUUUUUACCCAGCCUUAUUUAA